AUGGAGGAGGUCACCCGGGAGGAGGCAGCCAUAGCCGUGCGCCUUCUGCAGCGGGGGCGUGCUGCGCGGCAGUGCGAGAUCCUGACUGAGGAGCAGAAGCAGGUGCUGGCUGGGAGGCUGAUCAUUGCUGCGUCACAGGGUCAGACCGGCCAAGUGCGGGCACUCCUGGAUGCGGGGUCGCCAGUCAACGCGACAGACGCCAGUGGCGACACUGCCCUGCAUGAAGCAGUGGUGAAUGGCCACGAAGAAACUGUCAAGUGCCUGAUUGAUGCCGGAGCAGGUGUCAACGUCAGGGACUCGGAUGGGAUGACGCCUCUGCACUGGGCUGCAUGUAGAGGUGGCGAGCAGCACAUUGUACGGAUGCUACUGGCGGCAUCAGCGUGUGUAGAUGUCUAG
Messenger RNA from Schistocerca serialis cubense, 396 nucleotides. Its product is annotated as ankyrin repeat domain-containing protein 65-like. Gene Ontology annotation, molecular function: protein binding. The transcript has 2 exons. Bases 1 to 396 code for a protein of 131 amino acids. The record is from RefSeq and is a predicted model, not a curated record. NCBI's taxonomy places the organism in Eukaryota, Metazoa, Arthropoda, Insecta, Orthoptera, Acrididae. Gene Ontology annotation, cellular component: cytoplasm; nucleus.